UCAGAGCUAGAGGCCGCGUUUGUAACUGAGAGAAGCGGGCGGUGAGAGUGCUGCUGUGAGAGUAGCCUCAGACACAGCUAGGGAAAGAUCCGCUGGGGGGCUACGGCUGCACACUACGUAAAAUCAUGGGCCACAGUGUUGGACUGGGAUCAUAAAGGCUUUGUAAACACACAAUUGCUAACACUGCAGCCAGAGACAUGGCCACAGCCUCCCCAAGAUGUGACAGCAUUAAUAACCACAAUGGGGGAUCACUGCUGUAUGCGACUGUUUCCUGUGCCAAAUUUAAAAGAAAAAAGAAUUGGUUUGGAACUGCGAUCUAUGUUGAAGUAGCAGCUGAUGGAGAAGCCAAGAAAACUGCGAAAUCCAGCAGUUGUUCUCAUCCAAAGUGGGAAGAACGUCUUGCAGUGAAUGUAACGCCACACACCAAAUUGGAGUUCAAAGUAUGGAGCCAUCACACUUUAAAAGCAGAUGCUUUACUAGGAAAAGCCACUCUAGAUAUAAGCCAGGCCCUGGAAUCGCACAAUAGAAAGUUGGAGAAUGUGAAAGAAGUAUUAAAACUCACUUUAGAAAACAAGAAUGGGCUUGUACAAACAGGGGAGUUGACUGUUGUACUUGAUGGCUUGACUGUUGAUCAGGAAUCGCUACCAAAUGGCACUGCACCAGCAACCAUAAUAAUGUUCUGUUCUCUAGAAGUUCAGCAGAAUGGGGAUGCUAUUCAUGAAAACAGCGGUGAAUCUUCUACAGGGGGUAGAACAAGCAGUGCUUCCAAUGGAAUUGAGUGUCAGGCAGCAUCAGCGUCUUCAGGGCUGAGUGAGUUGAGUGCUGCUCUUGUAAAUGGGGACGGCACACCAUCUCCCUCUCAUGUCGCUGCUAGACCUGAUGCAGCACUGUCUCCAAAACCACCCCAUAACCACAGUGCUGAUGAUCCCACCAGUGAUCCCCAACUGAAGGAGGAACCGCUCACUCUCAAGGAAAUAGCACAGGCUGCCACGGCAUUGCAUCGUGUAAACAGAGAGCCCUCAUCCCCGGCGUUUACCACAGAAGCUGUUGAGUCCACCAGUGGUGCUUCUGCAGAGUCUUCUGAAACUUGCACCCCCAGCCUUUCCACAAGUGCUGCUGCAACAUCUGCAUCCACUGUGCCAGCUGCAAGUGUGUCAGAAGGAUCCCCGGCUGCAGCAAGCAGUACUGCUUCCCCUUCAAGUACAACAACUACAACCAGUGGAGCGGCAUCAUCAACAGAUUCCAUGGUCAGCACAGCAGUGGAUGGGGCAAAACCCAGACAGCAGCAGCAGCAGCAGCCUAACAACUCCAGCGCAGAGCCGCUGCCGUCUGGGUGGGAGCAGAGGAAGGAUAUGCAUGGUAGGACCUAUUAUGUCGAUCACAACACCAGGACGACAACCUGGGAGAGACCGCAGCCAUUACCACCUGGCUGGGAAAGACGUGUUGAUGAUCGAGGCAGGAUUUACUAUGUGGAUCACAAUACCAGAACGACCACUUGGCAACGACCCACGAUGGAAUCUGUGAGGAAUUUUGAACAAUGGCAGUCGCAGCGCAGUCAGCUACAGGGAGCUAUGCAGCAGUUUAACCAGCGAUACCUCUAUUCGGCUUCAAUGAUGUCAGCAGAAAAUGACCCACUUGGACCUUUACCACCUGGAUGGGAAAGACGGGUAGAUUCUAACGACCGGGUAUACUUUGUGAACCACAGCACAAAAACCACACAGUGGGAGGAUCCACGUACACAAGGCUUACAAAAUGAAGAUCCACUUCCUGAAGGCUGGGAAAUCAGAUACACAAGAGAGGGUGUCCGAUACUUUGUGGAUCACAACACAAGAACCACGACUUUCAGUGAUCCGCGCACUGGCAAGUCAACAGUUACAAAAGGCCCACAGAUUGCAUAUGAGCGUAGCUUUAGGUGGAAGCUAGCUCAUUUCCGGUAUCUAUGCCAGUCGAAUGCACUUCCCAGCCAUGUCAAGAUCACUGUAUCCCGACAGACAUUGUUUGAGGAUUCUUUCCAGCAGAUCAUGGCUUUAAAACCAUAUGACCUGAGGAGAAGACUGUAUGUAAUAUUCCGAGGAGAGGAAGGGUUAGACUAUGGUGGGCUAGCAAGAGAAUGGUUCUUUCUGCUUUCCCACGAAGUGUUAAACCCCAUGUACUGUCUAUUUGAGUACGCUGGCAAAAGCAACUACUGUCUGCAGAUCAAUCCAGCCUCCACCAUCAACCCAGAUCACCUCUCCUAUUUCUGUUUCAUUGGGCGCUUCAUUGCUAUGGCUCUCUUUCAUGGCAAGUUUAUAGACACUGGGUUUUCACUACCAUUCUAUAAGCGCAUGCUAAACAAGAAGCUUACAAUCAAAGAUUUGGAGUCUAUCGAUCCAGAAUUCUACAACUCCCUAAUCUGGAUAAGGGAUAACAACAUUGAAGAGUGUGGUUUGGAAAUGUACUUUUCAGUCGACAUGGAAAUUCUAGGAAAAGUUACCUCACAUGAUUUGAAGCUGGAUGGUACUAACCUGUUAGUAACUGAAGAAAACAAGGAAGAAUAUAUAGGCCUAAUGGCAGAAUGGAGGUUUUCUCGGGGAGUGGGAGAACAAACCAAAGCUUUUCUUGAUGGCUUUAAUGAAGUCGUUCCUCUUCAGUGGCUCCAGUACUUUGAUGAAAAAGAGCUGGAGGUUAUGCUGUGUGGCAUGCAGGAAGUUGACCUCCAGGACUGGCAAAGGAACACAGUGUACCGCCAUUACACAAGAAACAGCAAGCAAAUCAUUUGGUUCUGGCAGUUUGUGAGAGAGAUGGACAACGAGGUCCGUCUCCGGUUAAUGCAGUUUGUUACUGGAACGUGUAGAUUACCACUUGGAGGCUUUGCUGAGCUCAUGGGAAGCAAUGGUCCUCAAAAGUUCUGCAUUGAAAAGGUUGGUAAAGAAACAUGGCUACCAAGAAGUCAUACAUGUUUUAACCGAUUGGAUCUGCCACCAUACAAAAGCUAUGAACAGCUGAAAGAAAAACUGUUGUUUGCCAUUGAAGAAACUGAGGGAUUUGGACAGGAGUAAAAGGAGCACUUUGCCUUGUCUACAAAAAAUGGAUCUCAUGAGAACAAAACUUCUCUCCUAAUAUAACCAGCCAAGUAAAAAAUUGCACAGAUACCUAUUAGUGUACAUAACAUACUUCUUGUUUGAAAGCAUUUGGUUUCUGAAACUAGAGAGCAAAUGCAGUACAUUCUUCCACAUAUAUAUGCAAAACCUGUUAAGCUGUUUAACUGUUUCCCCUGAGCAGUAGAGGGAGAAGUAUUACCUUUGGCUGGUUUUGGAAGCAGAGAAAUGUUUUUAUAGAUUAAAUACAUAAAGCUCUAGUUUUAUAGAGCUUCUUGAAGCUAUAUGGUAGGCAGUUUGAUAGGCCAAGCCUAAGAUGUUGACCUUGAUGCACACUUCCAGAAAACUGUGGGUGCUCCCCAUUUCCACUGAUGCAACUUCACCUCAACCCGAGGUUAUUGCUUGCAUGUCUUUUAAACUAUUUAAGGCUAAAGCCAAACUGUAUUUUUGAGUAUCUAAAAAAUAUAUGCUGCUGGCUUUUCUGAGAUGAGAAUGAGCAAACCCCUUGACAAAGUGUUUGAAGUUUUCACAAGUAGUUUCAAUUAUCAGUCAUUCCUUGUUACGUCAAACAACCGCAGUAGCAGGGUAAUCUUUUAACUACAGUAUACAAGAGUAGUAUGUUGCGGAAUGAAUUCCAGGCACCUUAUUUCCAAGCUACUAAACCCACAAAAAACUUGGGCAAGUAUCAGCAAUGUUUGCCAGCUCAGAAUGCACUUCUGUUUGAAAGAAGACAAUGUCACUAAAGAGCUAAACUGAGGGGGCAAUACUGCUCAACUUAACAGUUCCAGUGUGGGACCACCUGAUUUGCAACUUGGGAUGUUUGCAGACAUUCAUGGCCUCCACUGUUUAUCCACUUCUUAAACAGCUGAUUGUAUUCACUCCUGAGACACCUGGACAAUAACAGUUCCAUGAUUUAAAAAAUUGCAAGGGAAAAAAAUGUAUUUACAGUAAAGUGUUUCAACUGCUUAUUAAAAUUGCAAUUAUAAAACAGAUUAAUACUAAUAUAAACAUUUGAAUUGUGUACAGAGUACAACUGUUGAAGUUAAUUUGGUUAAAAAAAAAUGUCUGGAGGUGGAUUUAAUGACAUCAUUUUAAACCUUUAUUGAAGUCAUGUGACAUGUUGUUUAAAAUGCUCUUCCCCAUUCUGGCUGCUGCAUUAGCACUUCUCUUGGUCCUCUUCCACCACUGUGUUGCUGGCCCAUGUAUUGCUGGAGCUUAACAUUGUGAUGGUAAAAUCGAUUAGUUAAGUGCUUGAGGUUCAGAUUUCUACCAAUAAACUGCAAACACAAGGACAAAUGUGAACAACCUCUCACUGUGUACUCCAACUAUUGCCUCUGUGGCUUUUUUUUUUUUUUUUUUUUUUUUUUUUUUUUUAGCGAGUGUACCAGGAAUUCAAAGCCCAAUUUGAUUAGCAGGUAAUAUGCUUUCAACAUUAUCUGGAAUGGUGUGUGAUUAGUAUUUGUAUGGCAGUAUUUAGCUGCAUCAUUAUAAUUACAUUGGUUUUCAUUUCUGAAUUGGCUUUAUUCUUGUAGAUAUUCCCCAAGUUUGUUCUUUUUUAACAUGCAAAUGUUCUAUAUGUAAUUUCAAAUAUAUGUACAAAAAUAAAUAUUUAAAUUACACUAGUGUUGAAGGGAUUUACAGUACUUCUAAAACAGUAAUGUGAAUGAAAUUGCAAAUACUACUUUUAGAAAAUUGUGCUUCCUCACAAAUAGAAUAUUUGAAUUGUAAAAUGUACUGUUUAUAGCAAUUGAAUAUUCAGUGUAUAAUUACAUUACAUUUUAUUAAGUUUUCUAAACCCAUUGCAUUGUUCUUUUUGGAGUUGUCAUAUGUUAUUCCCAUAAUUGAUAAAUACUGUAAUAUAUAGGGUGUAGUCAAUACUGUUUAUAUAUAUAUAUAUAUACACACACA
Messenger RNA from Polyodon spathula (Mississippi paddlefish), 4985 nucleotides. RefSeq names its product NEDD4-like E3 ubiquitin-protein ligase WWP1. Gene Ontology annotation, biological process: ubiquitin-dependent protein catabolic process. NCBI's taxonomy places the organism in Eukaryota, Metazoa, Chordata, Actinopteri, Acipenseriformes, Polyodontidae. The transcript has 26 exons. The record is from RefSeq and is a predicted model, not a curated record. Gene Ontology annotation, molecular function: ubiquitin protein ligase activity; protein binding. The coding region runs from base 198 to 3038 and encodes 946 amino acids.